UAGGGGGGUGGGUUUCUUUAUUUUCUUUUUUUUUUUAAGCGAGGAAAGAGACGCUUCUCCACGGCGAGGGAAGCAGGCUGUACAGGCAGGGCCGUGGUGGUGGAGGUGCCCCGGGGCUUGCGUUGAUACGGCUCGGCUAAGUGGAUGGGAUGGAGCCGGGAGCAUCUGGCGCUGUGCCCGUGGGGCUGUACCCCCCUCCCCUGCAGCAGGUGUUCCAGGCCCCCCGCAGGCCGGGCAUGGGCACCGUGGGGAAGCCCAUCAAGCUGCUGGCGAACUACUUCGAGGUGGAGAUCCCGAAGAUGGACGUCUAUCACUACGAGGUUGACAUCAAACCUGACAAGUGCCCUCGUCGGGUCAACAGGGAGGUUGUGGAGUACAUGGUGCAGCAUUUCAAACCGCAGCUUUUUGGUGACCGGAAACCAGUGUACGACGGCAAGAAGAACAUCUACACAGUCCUGGCUCUUCCUAUAGGGAGCGAAAAGGUGGACUUUGAGGUGACCAUCCCAGGUGAAGGGAAGGAUCGAAUCUUUAAGGUGUCCAUUCGCUGGCUGGCGAAGGUGUCGUGGCGGCUGCUUCAGGAGACGCUGGUCAGUGGUCGGCUUCAGGUCCCGAUGGACUCUGUUCAGGCUCUGGAUGUGGCCAUGAGACAUCUGGCCUCCAUGAGGUACACUCCAGUGGGUCGGUCCUUCUUCUCUCCCCCUGAAGGCUAUUACCAUCCUCUGGGAGGAGGGAGGGAGGUCUGGUUUGGCUUUCAUCAAUCCGUACGGCCCGCCAUGUGGAAGAUGAUGCUGAACAUUGAUGUAUCAGCCACGGCCUUCUACAAAGCCCAGCCUGUCAUUGAGUUCAUGUGCGAGGUUCUGGACAUCCGCAACAUCGACGAGCAGCCCAAGACUUUAACAGAUUCCCAAAGGGUCCGCUUCACCAAGGAGAUCAAAGGGCUGAAGGUGGAGGUGACGCACUGUGGUCAGAUGAAGAGAAAGUAUCGAGUGUGUAACGUAACACGUCGUCCUGCUAGUCACCAGACGUUUCCGCUGCAGCUCGAGAGUGGUCAAACAGUGGAAUGUACAGUGGCGCAAUAUUUUAAACAGAAGUACAACCUGCAGCUUAAAUACCCUCACCUGCCCUGCCUGCAGGUGGGCCAGGAGCAGAAACACACCUACCUGCCUCUAGAGGUGUGUAAUAUAGUAGCUGGGCAGAGAUGCAUAAAGAAACUGACUGAUAAUCAGACGUCCACCAUGAUCAAAGCCACAGCACGCUCGGCACCGGACAGGCAGGAAGAGAUCAGCAGACUGAUGAAGAACGCUAAUUUCAAUCUGGACCCCUACAUUCAAGAGUUUGGAAUCAAGGUGAGGGACGACAUGGCGGAGGUGACAGGCAGAGUCCUCCCAGCACCCAUCCUGCAGUACGGCGGCAGGAACCGGGCCAUAGCCACACCCAAUCAGGGUGUGUGGGACAUGCGAGGGAAGCAGUUCUACAACGGCAUUGAGAUCAAAGUGUGGGCCAUCGCCUGCUUCGCCCCUCAGAAACAAUGUCGAGAGGAAGUGCUCAAGAACUUCACUGACCAGCUGCGUAAGAUCUCUAAAGAUGCUGGGAUGCCCAUCCAGGGACAGCCGUGUUUCUGUAAGUACGCGCAGGGAGCAGACAGUGUGGAGCCCAUGUUCAGACACCUGAAGAACACCUACUCCGGCUUGCAGCUCAUCAUCGUCAUCCUGCCUGGAAAAACACCCGUCUACGCGGAGGUGAAGCGUGUAGGAGACACUCUUCUGGGCAUGGCCACUCAGUGUGUUCAGGUGAAGAACGUGGUGAAGACGUCUCCACAGACGCUCUCCAACCUCUGCCUCAAAAUCAACGUCAAACUUGGCGGCAUCAACAACAUCCUAGUGCCCCAUCAACGGUCUGCGGUGUUCCAGCAGCCCGUUAUCUUCCUUGGAGCAGAUGUCACUCAUCCACCAGCAGGAGAUGGCAAAAAGCCAUCAAUUACUGCAGUGGUGGGCAGUAUGGAUGCCCACCCCAGUCGGUACUGUGCCACGGUGCGGGUCCAGAGGCCCCGACAGGAAAUCAUCGAAGACCUUUCAUACAUGGUGCGAGAACUCCUCAUCCAGUUCUACAAGUCCACCCGCUUCAAGCCCACCAGAAUCAUCUUCUACAGGGACGGCGUUCCAGAAGGCCAGCUACCACAGAUCCUGCACUACGAGCUGCUGGCCAUCAGGGACGCCUGCAUUAAGUUGGAGAAGGACUACCAGCCCGGCAUCACCUACAUCGUGGUGCAGAAACGCCACCACACCCGCCUCUUCUGCGCCGACAAGUCCGAGAGGAUCGGGAAAAGUGGCAACAUUCCAGCAGGAACCACUGUUGACACCAGCAUCACACACCCCUUUGAGUUUGAUUUCUACCUGUGCAGUCAUGCAGGUAUUCAGGGCACCAGCCGACCCUCUCAUUACUACGUGCUGUGGGAUGACAAUCGCUUUACUGCAGACGAGCUCCAAAUUCUCACCUACCAGCUGUGCCACACGUAUGUUCGCUGCACACGCUCCGUGUCCAUCCCAGCACCCGCCUACUACGCUCGGUUAGUGGCCUUCCGUGCCCGCUACCACUUGGUGGACAAAGAGCACGACAGUGGGGAGGGCAGUCAUGUUUCUGGUCAGAGUAACGGUCGGGACCCCCAGGCUCUGGCCAAAGCUGUGCAGAUUCACCACGACACCCUGAGGACCAUGUACUUCGCCUGAUGGAUCUUCACUACACCCCCUGACGGCCUGC
Colossoma macropomum (tambaqui) is the source of this 2757-nucleotide messenger RNA. RefSeq names its product argonaute RISC component 1 (gene ago1). Gene Ontology annotation, molecular function: RNA binding; protein binding. Lineage: Eukaryota; Metazoa; Chordata; Actinopteri; Characiformes; Serrasalmidae. The transcript has 19 exons. Bases 150 to 2726 code for a protein of 858 amino acids. The record is from RefSeq and is a predicted model, not a curated record.